UCAAAGAUUUGAAAGAAAACGCAGCGAUCUGAUUCAUCUUUUGGUGCGAAAAGUGGUAGAUACACACAAUUCACUCCCUUCCUCAAUCGUUGAUUAGAUUAAGAUGAGUUUGAAUUCUUGUAAAAGAGCAUCAUCAUCUUCUGAUGCUAAUAGGAGGAAGAAGAAGCAGCAGAAAACAACUACCACCACCAACCAGAAAACCUUAGGCGUCGCCUGGGGGAAGAACUCUUCUAAUUCCACAAAAUCCCCUUUCUCCGAUGUUGCCAGUUACAUGACUGAGAAGAAUCGAAAACUACACAAUCAGUUUAACACCGAAGAAGCUUCCACUUCUUGUGGGAACCCUAUAUUCGCCGGAGUUUCAAUUUUUGUCGAUGGUUUCACCGUUCCAUCCAGUCAGGAACUGCGUGGAUACAUGUUAAAGUAUGGUGGAAGAUUUGAGAAUUAUUUCUCAAGGCAUCGUGUAACACAUAUCAUCUGCACCAAUCUUCCUCACACUAAACUUAAGAAUCUCAGAGCUUUCAGUGCAGGGCUUCCUAUUGUAAAACCAACUUGGAUUUUAGAUUCUGUUGCUUCUAAUCGACUAUUGACUUGGGCGCCUUAUCAACUUCACCAGCUUUCUAAUAACCAACAACCAAAACUAUCCAAAUUCUUCACAUUCACAACUACCAAAAAUUCUGAGGAUUCCCUUUGUCAAGUAGAGUCAGACAUUGAAGAUUCAUUUAUUAGUGCUGGAAAAUCAGAGGGUAGACAUUCAUCCGAAGUCGGGGAUGUGGUUGAAUCUAGCAGGCAAAUCAUUACCGAAGCUGAUGACAAUGUCUCGGAGAAUACUGAUGCAAUUAUGAUGGAAGAGCUGCUGGCUAGUGCUGGAAUUAAGUGUGAUGAAGAAGAUCCAGUGGGAGGAAGCAAUGAUGCUGCUAAAGACGAGGAAAACAUCCAAGGUGAACUCGAAUCUAGUUGUCAAGAACCUUCUGCAUCAGUUAGUAGCCUCCGCUCCGUAAAUGAAAUUCCAACUUCUGCCUCCACCAAGCCUUCUAAGCAGUGUCAUUCAACUCUUUCCGAUCCUAAUUUUGUGGAAAAUUAUUUCAAGAACUCACGGCUACACUUCAUUGGAACUUGGAGAAAUCGGUAUCGGAAGCGUUUUCCAACCUUUUCUACUGGGUUUGACAAUGAAAUUUCUAAUAUCAAUGCCUCUAGUGUUUAUGGGAACUCAGUCGUUAUCCAUGUUGACAUGGAUUGCUUUUUUGUCUCGGUGGUUAUCAGGAGCCACCCUGAAUUGUUGGAUAAGCCUGUAGCUGUCUGCCACUCGAAUAAUUCUAAGGGAACUGCUGAGAUUUCCUCUGCAAACUACCCAGCACGUAGUUAUGGUAUUAAGGCUGGUAUGUUUGUUCGAGAUGCCAAGGCUCUUUGUCCCCACCUUGUUAUCUUUCCAUACAACUUUGAAGCGUACGAAGAAGUAGCUGAUCAAUUUUAUAGUACAUUGCAUCGACAUUGCAACAAAGUGCAGGCUGUAAGCUGUGAUGAAGCAUUUUUAGAUGUCACCCAUUCAAAGGUUGAAGAUCCUGAACUUUUAGCGUCAUCAAUCAGGAAAGAGAUCUAUGAGACCACUGGAUGUACAGCCAGUGCUGGCAUAGCUGGAAACAUGCUUAUGUCUCGUAUUGCUACUAGAACUGCUAAGCCAAACGGUCAAUAUCAUAUAACUCCAGAAAGGGUUGAAGAUCAUUUAAGUCAACUCCCAAUUAAUGCACUUCCUGGAGUAGGGCAUGCUUUACAGGAAAAAUUGAAGAAGCAGAAUGUUCAAACGUGCGGACAGUUGAUGAUGAUUUCAAAGGUCUCACUGCAGAAGGACUAUGGAAUGAAAACAGGAGAAAUGCUGUGGAAUUAUAGCAGAGGAAUUGAUACCCGGUUGGUUGGGGAAUUUCAGGAAUGCAAGUCUAUUGGUGCUGAUGUAAAUUGGGGUGUGAGGUUCAACGAUAUGAAAGAUUGUGAGAACUUCCUAACUAACCUUUGCAAGGAGGUCUCAUUAAGAUUGCAAGGUUGUGGCAUGCAAGGGCGCACUUUCUCUCUCAAGAUCAAAAAGAGAAGAAAAGAUGCUGAUGAACCUGCAAAAUUUAUGGGCUGUGGAGAUUGUGAAAAUUUGAGUCACUCAGUAACGAUUCCCGUUGCUACUGAUAAUUUGGAAGUACUCCAUAGGAUAGCAAAGCAGCUUUUUGGAAAUUUUUAUAUAGAUGUCAAGGAGAUUCGAGGUAUUGGCCUGCAAGUUUCCAGACUUGAAAGUAGCAAGGCAUCUAAGCAAGGUGCAGAAAAAUAUAAUUUGAAAUCAUGGGUCACUUCAAGAUCUGCAAGUAUGGAUAAACAGAAACAUCCCAUGGGUAAUGGUCAUGACAAGCAGAAUAUGGACGGCACUUCCAUUCAUGGAUGUAGAGAUUUGCGAGGGUCUUCAGUUGAAAAGGACAACAACAUACAAGAUAACCAAGCUAGUGCUGACCGAAUUUCAACACCACCUCCUUUGUGUCACCUUGAUGUGGAAGUUAUAAGGAAUCUUCCCCCAGAAGUAUUUUCAGAACUAAAUGAAAUUUAUGGAGGCAAGUUAGUUGAUUAUAUUACUAAAGGAAAAGGCAUAAGUGAGAGUUCUAGCUCUUUACAAAGCUCACUUUUGGAAAAAGAAGCAACAAACAAGGAAAAGGAGCUUUUGGAUGUGGAUCCGAUUCCUCAAAAAAAGCCAUUAUCUGAGAUUGAGGUAAUGCAACAUGAGGCGGAAGGAGGUGAAGUUGUACCUGAUUUAGGGUCUGGGCCGUCUUGUAACGUUAAUCCCAAAUCAAGUUUCGAAAAAGAUGAUUUAUUGCCUUCUUCUUUAAGUCAAGUUGACGGUUCUGUGUUACGAGAAUUGCCUGAGGAUUUGAAAGCAGUCAUUGUUCUGCAGCUUCCUGCACACAGGAGACAGGAUAUUAGCUCCAAUGUUACUCUGGUUCCUCCUAGUGAAAACCAUCAGGUGUCAUUAGGUGUCAAGAAUUCCGAGAAUCUUGGAUCAAAUGUUCUGAAUGAAUGUCUUUGGGCUGGGAAUCCUCCGAAAUGGGUGGAGGAGUUUAAAAUGAGCAGUUGCUUAAUUUUAAAUAAACUUGCCGAAGUUUAUUAUAAGUCAGGGUUGACUAGCACACUGUCAUCAGUUUUGCACCAAAUAAUAUCUGAAUUCCACCUGCUAAAUCUAGUCCAUCAGAUUUCUGAUGACUCUGUCAACAUCAUGUGUGAGCUACUGAAGCAGUAUAUCAAAAUGAAGAUUGGAAAAGAUAUUGAAGAGAUUUAUAUUUGUUUUCGGCUUCUGAAAAGGUUUGCAGCAAAAUCACAACUUUUCCUACAAGUGUAUAAUGGUGUAUUUCCAUACCUUCAGGAAGCUGUUGAUGACAAUUAUGGAGGAAGUUUGUUUAUAACCCCAUAGUAACACUCAGAUAGUCAAAUUCUUCUACUAUGGGAAAUUAAGCAAAAUUCUAUGAUUGCUAUGUGAGUCUAUGCGGUCAUGUCACAAGCCAACAGUUCUAUCAACCAUGAUGUUCUGCAGAGUGUAAGUACAUUGCACCACCACCAGAUGAAUUCAAAAUUAGAGAGAGAGAGAAGAUGAAGAUAAGAUACAGCAGGAUUGAGAUUGAUGCGACAGCACUUGCUUAGUUAUUGAAUCAGGCAUCAUUAUUGCAGUUACAGCUGGGAAGAGGGCAAGGGGGAGCCUUGGCGCAGCGGUAAAGUUGUUGUCAUGUGACUAAAAGGUCACAAGUUCAAGUCCUGGCAACAACCUCUUGUGUAAAAACAGGGUAAGGCUGCAUUCAAUACACCAAAAUGGUGGGACCCCUUCCUGGACCCUGGGUAUGCAAGAGCUUUAGUGCACCGGGCGGCACUUUUACAGCUGGGAAGAGGGUCGAUUUAGUCUUGGAGAAGCAUAAUAAGCUGCUUGUAUAAUUCAGUCCUGCUUGCAAACAAAAUAGGUAAUUUCUCAGCACUAUAUGAGUGGCAGAUUUGGUUUGGUAGGUAUUAGGCUUGACAACGGCCAACAAGACCUAAAUCUAAACCCUCCUUGACUUUGACCAAAAAAUCAGCACAGGUUUGGGUUUAUGCAGCUACCAGGGAUGGAGAUGAAAAUGCUUUGGUAAAAGGUUCGAGGCAUGUCAAAUAGAGCUCACUUGCUGGCAACUACUAGGCAUCAACACCGGAUCAUCUUAGACUCCUCGCAGGAGUUACUUUUUUCCACUACUACUAAUUUCGUUGCAUCAGGUUGGAAGCAGAGUAUAGUGAAGAGAUUUUAUACAAUAGUUUUAUUCUCCAAAUAGCAGCUUAUUAAAUUUAGCUUGGUCUUAUAGCCAAUUUAUUGGUUGUGGAUGACAAUUUGGCUUGGUCUUUAGCUGAUUAAGAAUUGUUUGAGACCAUUGAGAGCUGGUUAACUUUGGAAUAAGAAUUACGGUAGACUUCCGUAACGUAGUCAAAAUUGUUUAGGGUAAUGGAACCAGGAAACAUCUUUUUUUGCUUGUUUCCAUGUUGUUUUGGUGUACAUGCAUAAUAAUGCUAGAUAUUUACAUAUUUAUCAUUAGGAUUUCAACCUUAAUUAUAUUCACGUCA
Medicago truncatula (barrel medic) is the source of this 4599-nucleotide messenger RNA. Its product is annotated as DNA repair protein REV1. Gene Ontology annotation, molecular function: DNA-directed DNA polymerase activity; damaged DNA binding; deoxycytidyl transferase activity. Gene Ontology annotation, cellular component: nucleus. The transcript is spliced from 22 exons. The coding region runs from base 104 to 3433 and encodes 1109 amino acids. Gene Ontology annotation, biological process: error-free translesion synthesis; error-prone translesion synthesis. NCBI's taxonomy places the organism in Eukaryota, Viridiplantae, Streptophyta, Magnoliopsida, Fabales, Fabaceae. The record is from RefSeq and is a predicted model, not a curated record.